Molecule: messenger RNA, 609 nt
Organism: Pyricularia pennisetigena
Lineage: Eukaryota; Fungi; Ascomycota; Sordariomycetes; Magnaporthales; Pyriculariaceae
Exons: 1
Coding region: 1-609 (202 amino acids)
Source: RefSeq, a predicted model, not a curated record
AUGCUGUUGGAGCUCGAGGUUUUUAGUAGUGAGCGUGCAUCCCGGGCCACCUCAACAGCCGUGACGGGUGGUCUAGCAGGUGGAGUCCUCGCCCGCGACAUUCAAUAUAUGCAAGCUCCCCCUGCACAUCAGCACAUGUUCAAAACGACGACAGCAACCAAAGUUGCCACUGCUUCUCCGACCACUACAACAGAAGAACCCGGAGCAGAAGAAGGGCAAGACCAACCGGCAGCCCUCAAAGCCGCUCCAUUGAUCAGCUCAGACGACCGCAGUGCAUCGUCGGGGCUAUACGCGAAGCGAGACGCGGGGGUCAGUGACGCCGUUUGGGAGCAGCUUCAACGCGACAAGCGAGAGGAGGUCCGGCGGGAGGCCGAAUACCAGUCGCUGAAGAAGCAGGCCGAGGAGGCGCGCGACGCGGACCGGGACGCCAUAGUCACGCGCUUGCUAGAAGAGGAAGAUAGACGGAAGAAGCAGCUAGCCCUAAAGGAAAAGCUGGCCAGGCUGGGAAUGUGUCCCGUUGGGUACGCGUGGAUCUCGCAAAGCGAUGGGGGCUAUAGGUGUGCAGGCGGCUCGCAUUAUUUGUCGAAGGGGCAGCUCGAGGGGUUAUGA